AUGUUCUCAAUACCUUAGACCAAUUAUCCGUAUAAAAUUAUAUCGGAAGGGUCGACCCGGCGAGUAACCGUAGAAGUAGCGGGAGAACAACGGAUCCGGACUUCGGUGGGUCUGGCGGAGGGGUAUGUACCUAACUCAACCCGAUCCCGAUGAGCUUGCACUUUCUUCAACUCCCUUCAACUUCAUCUCAAAUAAUCUCAACACAUUUUCGCUGGUAUUGAACGGCCUUCAUUAUACCUUGUGAUAAUCAAUUACCCGUGUGUAUAUCAUCAUGGCUCUCGCAGACCGCAUGAAGCAAUACGAAGCAGCCUUUGAAAUCACGCUACCUGCAUCAUCUCCAAUCAUUCUACACAUAAACGGCCACAACUUCUCGCGCCUCACAGCGCACUCACUCUUCCGUCGACCAUUUGACGAAACCAUCCACAAAGCUAUGAUAGCCACGUGUAGUGACUUACUCUUAACCCAUUUCCCCGACGCCACCGUAGCCUACACACAUUCCGAUGAGAUCACAUUGGUGUUCCCACAAAGCACCGGCAUUUCCGAUAGACGUGUGCAACGACUUGCGUCACUCGCCGCGAGCUAUUGUACUGUGCGAUUUGACAUGCAUCUUGUAUCAGCUUUAGGUAACAAUGACGUCCUCGGCUUAGCACAUUUCGACGCGCAGGUCUUCGCCGUCCCGACCGUCGACGAGGCAUUAAAUUAUCUAAUUUGGAGGUGCGGAGGGGAUGCGAAGAGGAAAAGCGUCUACGCAUUUGCGAAGACUUUAUUUAGUGAUGAUCAAAUGCGAGGAAGGACAGCUGGGGAACUAAUUGAGAUGCUGCGGUGUGAGAGGAAUGUGGUUUACGAAGAUAUGGUACCGAGAUGGGCUACCGAGGGAUGUGUAGUAAAAAGAGAGUUAUAUCAACUCGAGCAAAAUGCGGAAAUGAGGUCGAGGGUUGAGGAGCGAGGAGUAGAGAGGUUUUCUGCAGAAAAUCUAAGGCUGGUGACUGAGAAGUACUGGGACAAUAUUUGCUCUCCGGUUUCUACUCAGCUCUCGAGAUCAAUGGCUUCUAUUGUUAUUGAUCAGAGCUCCAUCUCUUCGGCAAAUACCACUAUCUUCGGACCUAACGUCUUUAUCUUCGAUCAAAGCAUGCCCGCAUCUGAUAUACAGGCAAAGGCAACGGCUAUCUUCAAACAGAUGGAAGCUAAUGAGUUUGGUGCUGAGCGCUAUGCGCUCCUAUUCAAGCCAGGUGUCUAUAAAGUGCUGUUUGAUGUGGGAUUCUAUACGCAGGUUGCGGGACUAGGCCGGAGCCCAGACGACGUAUUAAUCGAAGGAGGUGCAAACGUGCCGGCAUACUGGAUGCCGAAUCGUAACGCCACGUGUAAUUUCUGGAGGGCAUUUGAGAAUUUAUCUAUCAACGCCUCGGAAGCCACCAACCACACGACGACGAUAGCCGUAUCGCAAGCAGCGCCGCUACGCCGUAUGCAUAUCCUAAGCUCGGGCGGUCUCUGGCUAUUUCAGGUGGAUCCGAGCACGGGAGCUGGAGGUUGGGCCUCCGGAGGUUUCAUGGCUGAUUCGGUGGUCGAUAAUCAGGUGCUUCCUGGUUCACAGCAGCAAUGGCUAUCGCGAAACAAUAGAUACGGCAGCUGGGCUAAUGCUGUGUGGAACAUGGUAUUCGUCGGCGACUCUAGCGCACCUAGCCAAGACACGUUUCCAGCCUCGCCAUACACCACAGUGGAACAAACACCCAUCAUUCGCGAAAAGCCGUACCUUUAUAUCACCGACCAAGGUCAAUAUGCGGUAUUCGUCCCUGCACUGCAGACUGAUACGCAAGGUCCCAGCUGGACGAAUGGUUCCUCGACUCCAGGCAAGUCGAUAGCUAUUGACCAAUUUUACAUAGCCCAGCCAGCUACUGCUAGUGCGGCUAGCAUCAAUUCGGCGCUGAAUUCCGGGAAGCAUGUUCUCUUCACGCCGGGUAUCUAUAAACUUGACGACACAUUGCGCAUUUCGCGGGCCGAUACCAUCAUCCUCGGUUUAGGAAUGCCAUCGCUCAUUCCUAUAAGCGGCCAACCGGCAGUGUCCGUAGCGGACGUAGACGGUGUUACACUUGCAGGUCUGAUAAUCGACGCGAGCGAGGUUAACUCACCUUCACUUAUCGAGGUCGGACCCCCCAAUAGUUCAGCCGAUCACAGGUCAAACCCGACAUUCCUCUACGAUUUAACGGUGAGGACAGCAGGUCGUACCAGGAACGAUAUUGGCAUCAUUAUAAAUAGCCGCAACGUAAUUGGUGACCAGCUGUGGCUUUGGCGCGCGGACCAUGGUGAUGGGGCUGCCUGGGAUGCCAACCCCACGAAGAAUGGGGUGGUGGUCAACGGGGACAAUGUGACGAUAUACGGACUAUUCAACGAGCACCACCGCGAGUACCAAACGCUCUGGAACGGAAACGGCGGUCGUCUCUACUUCUACCAAUCCGAAAUCCCGUACGAUCCGCCCAACCAAGAGUCGUGGAUGAGUAAAGGCGGGAGAACAAACGGGUUUGCCUCGUACAAGGUUGCGGAUAGUGUCACGGACCAUGAGGCUUGGGGGCUGGGGAUUUACUCGUACUUCCGCGACUCCCCCACAAAGCUGGAGAACGCGAUCGAAAUCCCCGAGGUAGAUGGGGUCAAGCUGCACCACCUGACUACGGUGUGGCUUACUGGUGUGCCUGGGAGUGAGAUUACCCACAUUGUGAAUGGCGUCGGUGACCGCGUCUACGCGAAUAACCCGGAGUCGGCGAUGCGACAGACCUUGAACGAAUAUUCGGGUGGUAGAAAUUAACUUGCUUGUCGGGCAUCCAGGAGGGGGUUCUGGUUUCUAUCACAUGGAUAUAAAGUCUUGAUCCGUGUAGAUUAAGUGCUUUCCUGUUAUAAGUAUAGUGCAUAGUGCAUCCGCGGCCUACGUACGUGGCUUUAUGGCUGCUUUAAUGGUUGCUAGGCUGUGGCAUCCGUAUCGGUCUUCCAUCAACAUAAGCUGGAUAAAACCGGAGUA
Messenger RNA from Annulohypoxylon maeteangense, 3007 nucleotides. RefSeq names its product glycoside hydrolase family 55 protein. Gene Ontology annotation, molecular function: magnesium ion binding; tRNA guanylyltransferase activity. NCBI's taxonomy places the organism in Eukaryota, Fungi, Ascomycota, Sordariomycetes, Xylariales, Hypoxylaceae. The transcript is spliced from 2 exons. Bases 272 to 2797 code for a protein of 841 amino acids. Gene Ontology annotation, biological process: tRNA modification. The record is from RefSeq and is a predicted model, not a curated record.